AUUUGACAUAUUUAAAAAAAUAACAACAACCAAAGAGAUACAUAACAAUAAAAACAUUGUAUUAUUUAUUGGAAUGUUAAUAUUUAUGUAUUCGGAAAAAUAUCUGCCUGGUCCCCCCCUCCCCUAACCUUAACCCCAACCCUAACUCUAACCCGGGAAAAAUAUCCGCCCGGUCCCCCCCUACCCUAACCCUAACCCUAACCUUAACCCCAACCCCUAAACCCUAACCCCUAACCCUAACUAAAAAUAAUAGAGGGGACCGGGCGGAUAUUAUACCGACAAACGUCUUAGUAAUAGCACGAAACAGUUGAUAAUGCCAAGUUCAGGUUGCAGUGGAGAAUGCAGAAUGAUAAACUGUUUAAUAAACUCUGGAUUUAAAAAUAUAGAAAAUUUAAAAUAUAUUCAGAAAUGGUCGUUUAAAAAAAAAAUUAUGAUGGCAAAUUUUUAAAAAGUUCCGGAUAAAUGGCAUUAAUUCUGGAAUUCCGGAUAUGGGUUAAAAAUUCCGGAUUUGUCGGAAAAUUCCGGAAAGUUAGUCGCCCUGUAUUUUAAAGCUGCAGUUUCUAAUGGAAAUUCCAUUUACCAUUAGCAAUCUUAAACAGAUUUCUUCAUCUUGUUCAAAUGUUCAAAUAAAAAAGAGAAGAAUUAUAGGGAUAUCUUAGAAAUAAUUACAUGUUAUCCAGGGCUUGAGCUGUCAGUAGCCAAAUUAGCCAAUAGCAAAUUAAAAAAUAAAAAUUAAUAAUCAAAAUUUUGUCUCAGCCAUUUUUUUAUCUUCAGAUGUGAACAAACUUUUCUCUUCAUCAUUACAAGAAAGGACAGUGCAGCAUUGAAAAUGCCAGGAAAAUCCAAGUUGUCUUGUCAUUAUGGCCCGACAAACAGUUUUGUGGUUGCCACACCAAUUGGCGAUAUGUGUCUAGUGAGCUGUCCUAAGGGUCUUCAUUUUCUCAAUCAGGCUGACAGCAUAUGUGAUGAGAACUUCUGUCCAGAUCCAUGCAUAGAAGUGUGCAUCAAGUCUCAGCUAUAUCAAGACAAUGGUUACCAGUACAAACCCAGCCUGCUGUGUGUGCAGUGGCUUAGGGACUACUUCUCCCGAGAACACAGCAUGAAAAACACACAAGCACCUCCGAUGUGUCCUUCCGUUGUCAAAGAUGGAUCAUUCACUGCCAAGGUGUGGAAAACAUUAACAGAUCAUGUUGGGUUUGGUCAGACGAUAUCGUACGGUGGCCUUGCGAAGUUGUGUGGAAAUGCCAAUGCAUGCCGAGCGGUUGGUCACGCCAUGGGGACAAACCCGGUUCAGUUGGUGAUGCCGUGUCACAGAGUUGUUCAGAGUAAUGGAAAUCUUGGAAACUAUGCUUGGGGCAAAAGAAAUUCUGUGAAACAGUGGCUUCUUGUGUAUGAAGGUGCUGUUGAAAAGAAUCAAUAGAUGUAGCAUAUAUGUAUAUAAUUGUAACGUGUAUGUAUAUAAUUAUAUAAGCAGUUCUUGGACAUUUGGUUGAGGACUAAUAAUUUGAUGGCAGUUUCACCACAGUCUGAAUUGCAUUGUGGCCUGAUUGUAAACUGCCUCGUGUAAUGUAUAUGUUAACAAAAUGACUUAAAGUAAAAAAACCUAUAAAACCUAUUCAUCAAAAGAAUGCAUCUGACACCAGUCAUUUGAUUGAAAAUUUGUCUGCCAUAUUUUUGGGAGUAACAGCAAAGGCCUGCUGUAAAAUAUAUAAGCAUUACUGACCAAAUUGAGGGUUUUUUCAUCAAUAAUAGUGCUAUAUUUAUGUUUGUUUGUCGAAUGUAUAUGUAGAGAACAGAAAUAACUUGCACACAGAAUGUGUAUUCUGCAAUGUUUGAUUUUAUUUUUUAGCACCUCCAAUUUCUAGAAGUGCCAAACAAGCAUCCUGUGUAUUUUUAUGGUUGUUUUACAUGUGUAGAACAAAGAACGACGACUGAUUUAUGCUAAACUAGCAGCAGUAUGUUAAAGGCAUGAUGUUAUGGAUUCAGGUCUCAAAGUAAAAUAAGCAAAAUGUGACUUGUGUUUUGACAAAAAAUAGUCCUGCUAAAAAAAAUACAUGGCCUAUCGGAAAUAGGACAACAUGGGCUAGGCUUACAUCCAAUGCAUGGGGAGGGUUUCGGAGGUCAAAACCCUUCUUUGCUGAAGAACAUUUUCUUUUUUCUCAAUAUAUUUUCUGGGGAAACAUGACUUGAAUACCCCCCCAUCUUCAUACACCAGUCUAGAUAUGGAGUUUUUAGAUUUGCGGUCUAUUUGAUCCCGCACAUGUCAUUUUUUACCAAUGGCAUUAGCCUAAGGUUAAAAAUGAAACAUUUGCGGGCAUCAUAUAGACAAUAACAUCUUCGAAUCUAAAAACUCCAUAUGGUUAUGUCUAUUGUAAACUGAAUUGUUUUUCUACGGAACUAACUCUAGUAACUGUA
This is a messenger RNA of Gigantopelta aegis, 2415 nucleotides long. Its product is annotated as methylated-DNA--protein-cysteine methyltransferase-like. Gene Ontology annotation, biological process: DNA repair. Bases 830 to 1420 code for a protein of 196 amino acids. Lineage: Eukaryota; Metazoa; Mollusca; Gastropoda; Neomphalida; Peltospiridae. Gene Ontology annotation, molecular function: methylated-DNA-[protein]-cysteine S-methyltransferase activity. The record is from RefSeq and is a predicted model, not a curated record. Gene Ontology annotation, cellular component: nucleus. The transcript is spliced from 4 exons.